CGGCAAAUAAUUUUCUUACAGACAAAAAAAUAAAACCGGAAAAAAUUAUCCAAUGUCCCCACACCUUGUUUUUUUCACCCUCUUUUCCGUCUUACAAGUGCAAUCACCUCUCUCCCCUGCUUAAUUUUCCCACAAAGACCCGUCCUCUGGAAGAGUAGCGACCCACUGAUAAUCUCCAAGCCUUCUCUCUCAGAGAUCCAUGAAAAAAAAUACUUAAAAAACUGAGAGACUGAAGGGUUCCAGAGAAGGUCGGAAAAUGGGCAAAUACAUGAGGAAGUCGAAAACCUCAAGUGAAGUCGCUCUCCCGGACCUCAGCCACGCACAAUCCUCUCUCGGGGUCCGGACCCGGGCCAAAACCCUAGCCCUCCAGCGCUUGCAGCGGUCAACGGCCGUCGCUCCCAGCGCCUCCUCCGCCGGCUGUUCUGAUUGUGGGUCCUACAUGCAGCUUCGCAACCGCCGCCUCCAGAAAUCCCCAAUUGGUUCCCACCCUAAGUCUUCUCCCCGCCCCCAGCGUUCGUGCCCUAGACCGAAUCUGACCCGAAACCAUGACCUGAGAGCCAGCCCACCGCUCAGGAAAAGUUCCUCUGGAAAUUCAAGCUCUGUUAAUAAGGACGGAGAGGAAAAGGGCGAAAAUUUUCUGCCGGAAAGUAAAGGUAGCGAUGAGGGUGCUGAUAAAGGAGACAAUUUAGACUUUGAGGCAUCAUUCGGGGAGAAUUUGGAGGAUUUCGAAGGUAGAGAAAGGACAACGAGGGAGAGCACACCUUGCAGUUUCAUAAGGGAUCCAAAUGCCAUCCAAACUCCACCAGGUUCCAGUACAUCAAGGCGUCUUACCAGCUUAGGCCAAGUCCAUAGCAGCAGGCCACAGAAUUCUUCGCAAAGUCCCAUCCCGGCAACUCGUGAAGUUGAUGAGUUCUUCUCGGAUGCUGAAGUGCAGCAACAAAGACAAUUCAUUGAAAAGUACAACUAUGAUCCAGUGAAUGAUAAGCCUCUCCCCGGACGUUAUGAAUGGAAAGAAGUGAAUCUUUAGAAAACAUGUAUCGGCGUACAAUCAAUCAAGAGUAGCCCUGCAUUCUUCUUGCUUCUGGCUUACGCAAGAUGAUGCGGAUUGCUUUAAUUUUACUUGUAAGAACCCUAGUCUAGGAUGUGUAGAGUAAUGAUCUGUAACAUAUCAGUGCUCAAAUUUGACAGAGCAAAUAUACCAAAAACCUUUUGUCUAACAGAUCAUCAUCAUCAUCAACAUGUGGGUGUAGUAGGGGGGAAGGGGGUAGUUCGGUAAUUGUAGUCGUAGUUGUAGGGGGGGUUAGCUUUUGCCAUUUGGGCUCUGUCCCAUUAGUAACAGAAGUUAACUAAUCUUUCCUUCUUUUUUUUUCUGGUUUUCAUGUAGUUUCUUGUCCCUUUCUGUUUCUGUUUAUAAGGUUCAUACUGUGUGUACUGCUGGAACUGUCAAGAAUUCAGAAUAAAUGAACUUAUUCCCC
This is a messenger RNA of Cuscuta campestris, 1475 nucleotides long. NCBI's taxonomy places the organism in Eukaryota, Viridiplantae, Streptophyta, Magnoliopsida, Solanales, Convolvulaceae. The record is from the annotation of a GenBank genome assembly.